AUGGGUUGCUUGCUAGGUUGCUUCGGCCGUUUCGCGCCUUUGAUUUUAGGCUUUUUAGCUAACAGAUUUGAGUUAUUAUUUGUUCGCAGUGACAAAGCUGAGGAGGAGAAACACAGUACGAGUCCGAUUCCGAAUCCGAGUCCGAGUCCAACUCGUAAGAAAGUGACUUUUGACUCCAAUGUCAAAACAUACGAACCCAUUGCAGUAGAUGAAUCUAUUGAGCUCUUGGAAGAGAAGAAAGUGGAAGAGAAGCCUUUGAAGAAGUCUGAAUGCUCAUCUGAUGGGAGCGAUGUUACUUCAAACUCUUCAGGGUCUUAUCCUUCAAACCAUAGAUACCAGAAUUGUAGAGAAAGCGACGAUGAAGAAGAAGAAGAAGAAGAAGAGGAUGUAACAGAUUGCGACGAAAGCGAUAUCGAUGAUGAAGUUGAUUAUUGUGGUUUUAUCCUUCCGGAAGAAGACUUCAAUGACGAUAAAAUUUACGAGGAUAGACUUCAGAGUUGGGAUAAAGAAGUUUACACAGAGGAGAUUACUGAUAAUGUUUUGGACAUAGAGAAGAAGAAGCCUAACGUGAGUGUUAGAGACAGAAGCGGAUACGUCAACGCAGUGCUUAACCCGAUCGAGAAUCUCACUCAAUGGAAAGCUGUGAAAUCCAGAGGAACAACAACAACAACAACAACAACACAGAUACAGUCUCGGAAGGAGAACGCUAAUCUCAUAUCGUCCGAACUAAACGCUUCUUUCAGCUUAGAGGAGCCUCGUGUAUCAGUCAGCAAGAAGGCAAGAGAUGAAACCAAGAAACAGACAAGACAAGAAGUGGCUGUUGAUGCUAGUCUCUCAACUUGGUUGUCCGUAACAUCGCAGACCAGCGGAUGCAGCAGCGUCUCUAACUACUCAAAACCGGUUCAAAGCUACGAUGAAAGACCUAUAUUGGGAGCGUUGACUUCAGAGGAGAUCAAACAGUUCUCAGCUACGAAUUCUCCAAGGAAAUCUCCGAGUAGAAGCCCUGAAUCGCCUAUUAUCGGAACAGUCGGUGGUUAUUGGAACAAUCACUCAAUGACUAUAAACAAGUGA
Molecule: messenger RNA, 1071 nt
Organism: Thlaspi arvense
Lineage: Eukaryota; Viridiplantae; Streptophyta; Magnoliopsida; Brassicales; Brassicaceae
Source: the annotation of a GenBank genome assembly